This is a messenger RNA of Neohortaea acidophila, 1935 nucleotides long. RefSeq names its product Sodium/hydrogen exchanger family-domain-containing protein. Gene Ontology annotation, cellular component: plasma membrane. The record is from RefSeq and is a predicted model, not a curated record. The transcript is spliced from 2 exons. The coding region runs from base 1 to 1935 and encodes 644 amino acids. Gene Ontology annotation, molecular function: sodium:proton antiporter activity. Gene Ontology annotation, biological process: sodium ion export across plasma membrane; regulation of membrane potential; proton export across plasma membrane. Lineage: Eukaryota; Fungi; Ascomycota; Dothideomycetes; Mycosphaerellales; Teratosphaeriaceae.
AUGCCGAAUCUCUCAAUCGUCGAUUUCAACAUCGUCUGCGCCACCCUUGGCGGCUUCAUCACCGUCUUCGGCCUGGUCUCCUACCUGCUCAAAGAAAAGUUCUACCUCUCCGAAGCGCUGAUCAGCACCUACGCCGGCCUAACUUUCAGCCCGCACGCCACCAACUUCAUCAAACCGCUGCAGUACGCGAACAACAGCGAGCAGAACCUAGGCAUCAUCACUCUCUACUUCUCCCGACUGGUCUUGGGCGUGCAAUUGGUUCUGGCCGGCGUGCAGCUACCUAGCAAAUACCUCAAGACGGAAUGGAAGAGUCUCAGCCUGCUGCUCGGGCCGGGCUUGUGUGCCAUGUGGAUCUGUACUUCGCUGAUCGUCUGGGCUAUGGUACCCGACAUUACCUUUCUGUGGGCGCUGGCAGUGGGUGCUUGUGUGACCCCUACGGAUCCCGUGCUGAGCAACAGUAUCGUCAAGGGCAAGUUUGCGGACAAGAAUAUCCCGCCUGCGUUGCAGAAGAUCAUCAUUGCUGAGUCCGGUGCGAAUGAUGGCCUGGGAUAUCCUUUCUUGUUCUUGGCGUUGUAUUUGAUCAAGUACACUGAUCCGUCGGCGCAUGGGGCUUCGCAAAGCGGAGGUGCGAGAGAAGCGAUGGGUUUGUGGUUUGGUGAGACUUGGGGCUAUACCAUCCUCCUGUCCGUUGUGUAUGGAGCGGUGGUGGGAUGGCUUGCGAAAGAACUGCUGCAUUGGGCUGAGGAGCGCCAUUACGUUGACAGAGAGUCUUUUCUGGUGUUUGCAAUCACCUUGGCGCUCUUCACAACGGGAACUGUCGGUCUCAUCGGCUCAGACGAUGUGUUGGCGUGCUUCAUUGCUGGCAAUGUCUUCACCUGGGAUGACUGGUUCCGCCUGGAGACCAUGGACGACAGUUUACAGCCCACGAUCGACAUGCUCCUCAACGUGGCCAUCUUCAUGUGGUUCGGCGCCGUCUGUCCAUGGCAUCGAUUCGUCACCAACACCGUCAUUCCGAUCUACCGCCUCGUGCCUCUCGGCAUCCUGGUGCUGCUCUUCCGAAGACUGCCUAUGGUGCUGACCUUCCACUGGCUGGGCAUGAUUCACCAGAUCGAGGACAUCCGACAUGCCCUGUUUGUUGGCUUCUUCGGCCCGAUCGGCGUGUCUGCAAUCUUCUAUCUAUACAUCGCGCGCGAGUUCCUCGCAGACUUGCUUCCCCGACCAGAUGCUCAGAAAACAGAUGAGGCGAUUGAAAUUGUGGUGUGGUUUCUCGUCAUCUGUUCCAUCACCGUGCAUGGCCUCUCCAUCCCGCUCGGCAAAGUCGGACUAUACCUGCCGAGGACACUGAGCAGUGCGAUUUCUUUGGAAAGGACGUCAGCCUCUCAGAGCCGAGCACGCGAGGACGAAGCAAGACUGGCGUCUGGAACGCAGCAGCACGAACAGAUAGGCCUACGUCCUUUGCGACGGAGGCUAACGAGUAGCGAGCGCGGGCCAGUAUUGGCUUCGCCCAGCUCUAUUUCCUGGCUUCCGAAGAGUUUCGUGAGGGCGGGAAGACACAUUGUGAACGACAUUACACGACCGCGAGGCACCACAACGCAGGACAGCCCGCGAGAGCUGAGCAAGAAAGGAGAGCGCAACGGUAGCGUUGGCCAGGAUGAUGAACCUCGAGUACUCUCGAUCUCUGGUCCUACCGACCCACGCCCCAUUGGACAUGCUGUCAAACGAAACCAAGAGGAUGGGGAUCAUCUGAGCCCGAGGGUUGUGGUGGAUGAGCCUGAUUCGAAGCCGGGCUCAGGCACCUCUACGCCUACUGGUGGUGGCCGUCCUUUCAGAAGCAUUCAAUUCGCAGAUGAGCGCGUGAGGCCGCGGACAGUCCCUGUUUACGGGUCUGGUAGCGGGACUGCCAGUCCGAGUGCUCGCAAAUCCGAAGAUGGAUGA